AUGACAGUUUUAUACUCUGAAGAAUUAGGUCUCGAAAAAACAGACCCAACAUUAUGGAGAUUGCGUACAGACCUACUAGGCCGAGAAACAUGGGAAUAUCUGCCUAAUAUAGAAGCUGCUAAGGAUCCUCAAUCUACUUUUACUCAAUGGCUUUUACAAGAUGAAAACUUUCCUUUUCCGACACCAGAAAUCACCUCUGAAGAUGACAAAUUUACAGCUGAAAAUGCUUGCCAUAACGGUGCCUCUUUCUUUAAACUAUUACAAGAACCUGAAUCUGGUAUAUUUCCUUGUCAAUACAAAGGUCCCAUGUUUAUGACCAUUGGUUAUGUAGCGGUUAAUUAUAUUGCUGGAGUCCAAAUUCCAGAUCAUGAAAGAAAAGAAAUAAUAAGAUAUAUUGUGAACACAGCUCAUCCUGUAGAUGGCGGCUGGGGUCUCCACUCUGUCGAUAAAUCAACUGUGUUUGGUACCGUUUUGAACUAUGUGAUUUUACGUCUCUUAGGUAUACCUAAUGAUCACGUAGUCUGUGAAAGAGCCAGAAAGACUUUGCAUAGAUUAGGGGGCGCCAUUGGUGCACCACACUGGGGUAAAUCAUGGUUAAGCCUGUUAAAUCUUUACAAGUGGGAAGGUGUUAACCCUGCACCACCAGAGACUUGGUUAUUACCUUACAGCUUGCCUAUACAUCCUGGAAGAUGGUGGGUUCAUACAAGAGCUGUAUAUUUACCUCUAAGCUAUUUGUCUUUGACACGUUUUCAAUGUGAAUUGAAUCCUUUAUUAGAAGAAAUUAGACAAGAAAUUUACACGAAACCGUUCGAGAAAAUUGAUUUUUCUAAACAUAGAAAUACAGUUUGUGGUGUCGAUUUAUACUAUCCUCAUUCAAAAUUCUUGGAUGUUGCCAAUGACGCUAUCGUAUUUUAUGAAAACUAUGUAAGACCAACAUUCAUUUUCAAGAAGAGCAAAGAAAGAGUUUAUGAUCUUAUCAAGAAGGAAAUUGAAAAUACAGAUUCCUUAUGUAUUGCGCCAGUGAACCAAGCUUUCUGUGCGUUAGUGACAUAUAUCGAAGAAGGUGCCCAUUCUAUGGCAUUUGAGAAAUUCCAAUAUAGAUUUAAGGAUGCCUUAUUUCAUGGUCCUCAAGGUAUGACAGUAAUGGGGACAAAUGGUGUUCAAACAUGGGAUUGUGCUUUUGCUAUUCAAUAUUUUUUCAUGUCCAAUCUAGCAGAGUUGCCAGAAUUCUAUGAUACUAUUGCUGCAGCUUACAAAUUUUUAUGUCGUUCUCAAUUUGAUACUGAAUGUGUCCCAGAUAGUUUCCGUGACAAACGUGUAGGUGCAUGGGGGUUCUCUACAAAGACACAAGGUUAUACUGUAUCUGACUGUACUGCAGAAUCUAUUAAGGCGAUUAUUAUGGUUAGAAGUUCUCCUGUCUUUAAAGAUAUCCACAACGAAAUAAGUGAUGAAAGAUUAUAUCAAGGUGUCGAUAUUCUCUUGGGUUUACAAAAUACUGGUUCUUUUGAAUAUGGUUCAUUUGCUACAUAUGAAAAGAUUAAGGCACCAUUAUUUAUGGAGAAAUUAAAUCCAGCUGAAGUUUUCGGAAACAUUAUGGUUGAGUACCCUUACGUUGAGUGUACAGAUUCUUCAGUAUUGGGUCUAACAUAUUUCCACAAGCAUUACGACUAUAAAAAAGAUCAAAUUUCAAAGAGAAUCAAGAUCGCCAUUGAUUAUUUGAAGGCCAGUCAACAAGUUGACGGUAGUUGGUAUGGUUGCUGGGGUAUAUGUUUCACAUAUGCGGGAAUGUUUGCCAUUGAGGCAUUACAUUCCAUUGGUGAAAGCUAUACCAAUUCAGAAUACGUGAGGAAGGGAUGUGAAUUCCUAGUCAGCAAGCAGAUGGAUGAUGGUGGAUGGGGUGAAUCUAUGAAAUCAAGUGAAUUACACAAUUAUGUGAAUAGUGAUAAGUCACUUGUGGUACAAACUGCAUGGUCGUUAAUCGCUUUGAUCUUAGCCGAUUAUCCGAAUAAAGAUGUCAUCGAUAGAGGUAUCACCCUGUUGAAGAAACGUCAAACAAAACAUGGUGAGUGGAAGUUCGAAUCGGUGGAAGGUGUAUUCAAUCAUUCCUGUGCUAUCGAAUACCCAAGUUACAGAUUCCUUUUCCCUAUCAAAGCAUUGGGCCUAUAUACUAAGAAGUAUAAACACUCUGCGAUAUAG
Messenger RNA from Maudiozyma barnettii, 2196 nucleotides. It is a transcript of the gene ERG7, whose product is annotated as lanosterol synthase ERG7. Bases 1 to 2196 code for a protein of 731 amino acids. The record is from RefSeq and is a predicted model, not a curated record. Gene Ontology annotation, biological process: ergosterol biosynthetic process; triterpenoid biosynthetic process. Gene Ontology annotation, cellular component: lipid droplet. NCBI's taxonomy places the organism in Eukaryota, Fungi, Ascomycota, Saccharomycetes, Saccharomycetales, Saccharomycetaceae. The transcript has a single exon. Gene Ontology annotation, molecular function: lanosterol synthase activity.